Merops nubicus (carmine bee-eater) is the source of this 837-nucleotide messenger RNA. It is a transcript of the gene SGTA, whose product is annotated as small glutamine-rich tetratricopeptide repeat (TPR)-containing, alpha. The record is from RefSeq and is a predicted model, not a curated record. The annotation marks the transcript as partial. Gene Ontology annotation, cellular component: membrane; TRC complex. NCBI's taxonomy places the organism in Eukaryota, Metazoa, Chordata, Aves, Coraciiformes, Meropidae. Gene Ontology annotation, biological process: post-translational protein targeting to endoplasmic reticulum membrane. The transcript is spliced from 9 exons. Gene Ontology annotation, molecular function: protein binding; molecular adaptor activity.
CCCAGCUCCUGGCAUGGCAGAGCAGAGGCGCCUGGCCUACUCCAUCAUCCAGUUUCUCCACGACCAGCUCCAGAAUGGGGGCCUGUCCCCAGACGCCCAGGAGAGUUUGGAAGUGGCCAUCCAGUGCCUGGAGACGGUGUUUGGGGUCUCCAUGGAAGACCAAGGCCUAGCUGUGUCCCAGACCCUGCCUGAAAUAUUUGAAGCUGCUGCAGGGAAGGAGCUGGAACACAGCAGGACACACUCAGAGCCUGUCACCCCCUCUGAAGAUGACAUAGCUGAAGCUGAAAGGCUCAAGACUGAAGGAAAUGAGCAAAUGAAGGCAGAAAACUUUGAAGCUGCUGUGUCUUUCUAUGGCAAAGCCAUUGAACUGAAUCCAUCCAAUGCUGUGUACUUCUGCAACAGAGCUGCUGCUUACAGUAAACUGGGAAAUUAUGCUGGAGCAGUGAGAGACUGUGAAAGAGCCAUUGGCAUCGACCCCAACUACAGCAAAGCCUACGGCAGGAUGGGCCUGGCCCUCUCCAGUUUAAACAAACACACAGAAGCUGUUGUUUACUACAAAAAAGCCCUGGAGCUGGAUCCAGAAAAUGACACGUACAAAUCAAACCUUAAAAUAGCUGAACAGAAGAUGAAGGAGACUCCCAGUCCAACUGGUGGCCCAGGAGGAUUUGACUUAGCUGGCUUGCUGAACAACCCUGGCUUCAUGAGCAUGGCAUCCAACCUCAUGAACAAUCCACAAGUACAACAGCUCAUGUCCGGGAUGAUUUCUGGUGGGCACAAUGCCAUGGGAGGAGCUGGUGCCAACCCUGCCACCAACGACCUUGCCAGCCUCAUCCAGGC